AUGAAUGAACGGUCGGCUGACUGCGAAAGGGAAUAGGAGGAUAUUCCUGUGGGAAUGAAGCGCCUCCCCUUUAAUCGCUCGGCUGAGUUUGUCUCGGAGCUGUAGUCGCUCUCUGCACUCGCACAUUUGCCGUCAAGAACUCAGCACGGGAUUUCAGAGCUCUUGUUUUUGUCCCUGAAAGCUGCUGUUUUUUCCUUUUUCCUGUGUUUUUGUGGAAUAUAAAGCGCCUGGAGUGGAGGGUUUUAUCGCUUCUUUGUGCCGUUUUAUUAUCAUCGUCAUGAAGAAACGCGGAAUAAAGCGUUCAAAGUGGCUGAAGGACUGAAGGCUUGGUAACCUCCUGCUCUCACUCCUCCACACACCACCGUUUGGACGCUGCGAUGGCCAAGUGGCUGAAAGACUACCUGAGCUUUGGCAGCAGGAAGGUUCCUCCACAGCCACCCACACCAGACUACACAGAGAGCGAGAUCCUCAAGGCGUACCGGCUCCAGAGGGACAUGGACUUCGAGGAUCCCUACGAGGACUCGGAAAGCAGAUCCAGGGGUGAAUCUGGGACUUCUGACCCCGCCACACCGGUGUACGGCUCUCCCAUGAAGUCCUCCACCGUGGACGUGAAAUCCCCCAAACACAGACUGAUCAAAGUGGACUCUCAGGAGCUGGGCCGCACAAAGAUCCUCCUCAGUGCCGUGUCUUUAGACGACCAGCAAGAGCCUGUGGUGCCGUCUGCUCCGCUGGCAAGAGACACGGAUUAUUCGGACCCGUUCGAUGCUCACAUGAGCCACAGGUCAGAGCCGGACCUCAGAACCGUUCCCUGCGAGAACAACGGCUACAUGGAACCGUACGAGGCUCAGAGGGUCAUCACAGAGCUGCAGCGAGGUCCAGGAGGAGGGCGGUCGCGGGGCGAGGUUCAGCUCUACGACACCCCCUAUGAGGAUGAGAGGGGCCGGCGCCUGGGUCUGUUGUACGGAGACCCUCAGGAGGAGGGCAGGGAGAACAGCCGGCUGCCGCAAGACGACGAGAGGCCGGCUGACGAGUACGACCAACCCUGGGAGUGGAAGAAGGAUCACAUCUCCAAAGCUUUUGCAGAAAUGAGGGAUUUGUCCGAGUUGCCCUGGCCCGCGCCGGUGGGUCAUCUGGAGGAGGAGCCCACCGCCAGAGAGCAAGUGCAGUUUGACGGCGCAGAUUGGGACCGCUCCUCGUCGCCCACGGAUCGGCUUCGUCCUCCGGGGCCCAGGUCCAGCCCGCUGGCAGGAGGGGGGAUGAAGUUUCGGUCGCCCCAGGAAUGCCUCACCCUGGUGGGGGAGAGAGUGGACGCCACGCUGCCUCUGGAGAAGCAGGUGUGGUACCACGGUGCACUGUCUCGCUCGGAGGCAGAGUCGCUGCUAACGCUGUGUAAAGAGUGUAGCUACUUGGUGAGGAACAGUGAGAAUAACCGCUCCGAGUAUUCCCUCUCCCUACGGAGCUGCCAGGGUUUCAUGCACAUGAAGUUCACCCAGUAUAAAGACGGCAAGUACGUGCUGGGACAGAACAGCCCUCACUUUGACACCGUCCCAGAAGUCAUCCACUUCUACACCACGCACAAACUCCCCAUCCGAGGUGCCGAGCAUCUGUCCCUGCUGUUCCCCGUGCUCGUGCAGACGCUCUGACGCUCCUCCUGGACGCCAUUGUGAUCGGACACGUAAACCUUGAUUGUUUGACUGGGUCGUCCCAAGCUAGUUGGAGUUUUUGAUGAUUCAACACACUGGGGGCAAAUGCCCUCACCCACCACUGCUGUUGUACCCGUGCCAAGUGUCUCUAACAACCGGAGGAGAUCAAUUCACAUGAAAUGCAAAAAGCUGAACUUUAGGCCACCUUUGCUGUAACUCCUCUCCUCUAGCUGACUGAAAUGCAGAGGAAGUAAGCAGAGUUGGGAGAAAGUCUGUAUUUUCUGGAUGUACCGAUGCCCCAGUUUACAGGAGACCUGCAGGAGACUUGGAUUUAAUUACUGCUGUUCAACAAAAAAACACCUCAUUGACACUGGUAAAAAAUAUUGCUGUUGUGAAAACCUCACUAAUCGUAUUUUGCAGAUUUCUCAUGUUUAUAUGGAUCAUCACAUUGUAUAAGAUAACCCUCUUCAUACAACACUGUUGUUAAAUGUUGGACAAUUCACAAAACAACUGCUAUUUUCAAUUAUAUAAGGUUUUUUUACUAACAGCAGUUAUAUUUCAGAUGCUUUUCUACACAAAGACACACACUUCUGUUCUUCACUGUCCUGCUGCUGUAUGUUGAGAAUUUGCUUUUCUCCAUGUUACUUGUGAGCAACAGAGAAGCUGUGUUGUAUCGGUACUUGUGUUGACCUUGUUGACCUGUAUCUCUUGUUGAUUGCUUGCUAGGUUUGUUAAAAAAAAAAAAAAAAGAUGUCAAUGCUGUCAUUUUCUUUUCAUUGACUUGAGGCUCGGUAGCUAAGCUGUAGGCUAAGUCUGAAGCUAAGAGAUGAAACCCUCUCAAAACAAACCCUAAAACUUUGAGACUGCCACGUUCUCACACUUCCUACAUAUUCAAGCUCAGAUGUUCUCGUCUCUCCAAGUCAAUACAUGCUGCUUGGUGAGAUGUAUUUGAGUUGCGUGCCAUCUGGAAUGGGAUCCCAUGUCUGCUGCCUGGUGCAGCUUCGUGUGGCAAAAGCAGUUUUUAGAGGAGAGCCAAUUCAAACACAUUUAUGACAAUUGGAAAUGAGAGAUAGACAAUUAUUCAAAUCAUCCGUUCUUUUUACAGAGCUGACUGGGUUUUAUUAAUUAUUAUUGUUUUGGCCAUGUUCUGUCACACAUAAAAGAGGACAGGAUGUUUAAUGUACCCACUGUGCUGAAGCAUGUCAUUUGUUCUAAAUGUUGAUUCUACAUUUAGAUCUUUAUGUAGAUCACUACUUCCCACCCUGAGGGCUGGGACCCUCCCAAAGGGGUUUAGUGAUGAGUCGUGGGAGGAAAUAAUGAAAAACUAAACUCUGCUACGCACAAAUAUUGAAAUGUACAGACUAGCGUAUGACGUUUGCUUGUUUUAUUGUGAAAACUGUAUAUUUGUUCCUCUUUUUGCCUCUAAA
Molecule: messenger RNA, 3070 nt
Organism: Trematomus bernacchii (emerald rockcod)
Lineage: Eukaryota; Metazoa; Chordata; Actinopteri; Perciformes; Nototheniidae
Gene: shdb
Product: Src homology 2 domain containing transforming protein D, b
Exons: 8
Coding region: 378-1643 (421 amino acids)
Molecular function (GO): phosphotyrosine residue binding
Source: RefSeq, a predicted model, not a curated record